This is a messenger RNA of Carassius auratus (goldfish), 3192 nucleotides long. RefSeq lists its product as uncharacterized. Gene Ontology annotation, molecular function: protein binding. The record is from RefSeq and is a predicted model, not a curated record. Bases 28 to 2442 code for a protein of 804 amino acids. The transcript has 10 exons. Lineage: Eukaryota; Metazoa; Chordata; Actinopteri; Cypriniformes; Cyprinidae.
AGAGAACAUUGUGAUUUCCUGCUGGAUAUGUACUCACAUGUGAAGGACUAUGAGACUCAAACAGGCAAGAGUGUUCUUCCAGCAUUACAGCCAAUUUAUCAGUCAGCUCCUGCAGUCUGGAUCAUAGAUCUCUCAGAGAGAAAGAGCUCCAUCCUCCUAGAAGUGCUGAAACUCCAAACAGAGAAGAAACCAGUAGAGCUGAGAGACUGGACAGAUGAAGAGAGUGAAGUGAAGGGAUUCCUGCAGUGUCUGCCCUACAUCUCACAGCUGAGGUUUGACUCGAUGAGUGAACCUACUAUAAAGUUUCUACUGAAACUGAUUGUUUCAGCAUCAGAGAUCGAUACAAAUCAAGGAGAAAAUUACACUGAACUAUUAACAUCUGUGUGCAGCUACACAUCUUUCCCUUUUAAUGAGGAUUAUUUAGAUGAUUUAGAUAUUCAGACUGAUCAGUGUGAUUUUCUGCUGGAUCUGUGGUCACAUGUGAAGGACUAUGAGACUCAAACAGGCAGCAGUGUCCUUCCAGCAUUACAGCCAAUUUAUCAGUCAGCUCCUGCAGUCUGGAGCAUAGAUCUCUCAGAGAGAAAGAGCUCCAUCCUCCUAGAAGUGCUGAAACUCCAAACAGAGAAGAAACCAGUAGAGCUGAUAGACUGCACAGAUGAAGAGAGUGAAGUGAAGGGAUUCCUGCAGUGUCUGCCCUACAUCUCACAACUGAGGAAUGCCGAUCGGUUCAUCCCAUCUCUGUGUAAAGUGUUUGGGUCCAGAGUGAAGGCAGAUCAGGUCACUCCUCUACUUCAGGCUUUGGACUUCACUGUCACACUGAGUGGAAAAUUACCCAGCAGCACCUGCAGAUCUGUGGGGAGAGUUCUGGGUCUUUCACUCUCAAAACUAAACCUGACUCUAAAGCCACAAGCCAUUUCUGUCAGAGGAACCAGACUGCUCUUCAGACACAUCAAACACCUGCAGAAGCUGAGUCUGGAAGACAAAAUGUUAGUGAAGAUGGUCAGAGUGCUGAGGUCAUGUCCUGUUUUACUGAACACAGAGGAGCUUUCACUGAUCACUAAAGACUCAAAGCAGAGUCUCUCUCAUAUCCUGAGCAGAUUGACGUCUCUCCUGAGACUGCUGUCUGUCCAGUGUUUGGAUCUUACUGAGUGUAAAUCUGAAUCUCUGUCUCUCACAACACUGUUCUGUGUCCAGGAUCCUCUGUCUAUCAGGUUCUCUAAAGAAACUCUUCAGCAGCUGGUUUCAGUGGUGUAUGAAGCACAGGAUGAUGAACUGACACGCUCUUUCCUGAAGAAGGUGUCUAAGGAUCUGACUUUCUGUUCACUGACCUGGGAAGUGAUUCAUUACCUGCUGCAACAUCAAGCUCUGAAUUUAAAGCUGGACUUCAGGAAGAUUAAAAUCACUUGUGAAAUCAGACAACUGUUACCCUGGUUGGGCACAAUUCAGCUGAAAAGGUUGAGCCCCAGCUUUACUCUGUCCAUCAUUAUGGAGAUUUAUGAAACUCGUUUUCCUCAGUAUGUGUCCAUUCUGAUGAGUUCUGUGAAGAAUGACAUCAACCUGAAUGGCCGAGUGUUGGACUCUGUUCACUGCGCUGCUCUGCGCUUCACUCUGCAGCACUGCAACACUGUCAAACUCAAUCUGCUCUGGACCUCCAUACCAGCGGAGGAGCUAGAGAGCUUUCUGCCUUUACUCAGCAGAGUCACACAACUCAGUGUUGACAGGCUGCUGUUGCUGAAGCUGCUUCAUUGCUGCAGUUCCUCUGAUCUCCAGCAGGAGGCAGCAGAUGUUCUUCUCUCUGCUCUUCACCACAGACUGGACUUCUCCUGCUGCUCUGCUCUGGAUUUAACAGACACACAGGAGAACCAGGAGCAUUUGAAACUAACGGAAAAAGUCUGUAGAAUAAUCUCGUCUGUGCUUCAGAAAACUCCAAGCAUUGUGAAGUUGAUCUUACAGGACUGUGAGCUCUCUAAUACAGCCCUGAAACAACUUUGGCCAAUCCUGCCUCAAGUCCAGCUGAAUUGUAGUAAAGCUCUGCUGCUGCAGUUUCUGGCUUGUAUUAGUAAAGAUGGAUCUCAGAGAGGCUCUUUGAGGAGGGCUGAGGCUCUUUCACAGGCUUUUGGAGGAGAGAUGGACCUCAGUCACACUCAGAUGGACCCGAGAGCUUGUGAACAGCUGGCACUGUUUCUGGAAUAUUCUGAAGGACUGACAGAACUGGAUCUCAGUCACUGCAAACUCACUGAUCUCUGCGUGGAGCCGCUGCUGCCACAUCUGCACAAAACCCAGACUCUGGACCUGAGUCACAAUAAUAUCACAGAUGAAUCAGCAAAGAGGAUCCACAGUAUCGUCUGCACUCACAGCAAUCUUCAGACUGUACGACUCUUCGGAAACAAAAUCAGUGAAAGAAAGCAAUUCACCAGAGACAAGCGAUUUGAAAUAUGGUGAAGAUCCUGGACCAGAACCUUAAUGAUUUAACAUUAGGAGGGUGUUUAGUAUAAGGCUUGACUCAUGAUGAAACAAACUUUGAAGCACUAAACAGUGUUCUGUGUAGAAGUUUAUUUUUAUGAUUAAUUACAAAUAAUAGCUUUAUAUUUGAACCAGAUUUAUUUAAAUGAAAUGUUUAUUACAAAGCUAUGAUGUUGUAUAUUUUGCAUUGUGUUAGGCAAGACUUAUGUUGUGGAUAUGUAGCACUACUAGGUUUUGAUCUGUUUUCACUGGCUACCGUUCACCGCUCACAUUAUGUUCAAGACUUUGGAUGCUGACUGGAACAAAUAUUUCUGUUUCAUAUUGUUAUAGACAAUGUUUAGAGCUUCUAGACGAUCUUUAAUACUUUAUAUUGUUAGCACUGCAUUGAUCUUCAGGAUAAAUAUAUUUGUUAUACUCCUGAAUUUUAAUUUUCCUUGGUUAAAAGCAUCACCUAAAUGAAUGAAUACUCCAGUAGUCAGCCUCUUUUAAAACAUGUAAUCGAGCUGUAAGAAAGAAGUGGAUUUUAUUAUUAUUAUGGUUAAGAUUUUCAUACUGUCUUUUUAUCUCUUUAUAUUUUAUUUUUCUCGAAGCCUUUUGCAUUUAUAAGGUUUUCAUGAUUACACUAUGUUUUGAAGCAAUUUUACAUAGCCUUUAACCGUUACUAAUUCUACAAGUGUAAUUUUGAGAAAGACAACUAUUAUUAUUCAAUAAAACACAGUUUCAUAUUUA